Molecule: messenger RNA, 497 nt
Organism: Thamnophis sirtalis
Lineage: Eukaryota; Metazoa; Chordata; Lepidosauria; Squamata; Natricidae
Source: RefSeq, a predicted model, not a curated record
AAACACUAGUAGUACCAAAUAAGUGCAAUAACAGAAAACGAUGUCCCGAAUAUACUUUUGCAUUCAGAAUCAUCAGUGGUGCAGCAAAUGUGGUUGGUCCUUCCAUAUGCUUUGAUGGCAACAUGAUAAUGAGCAAUGUGAAAAAUAACGUCGGUCGAGGUUUGAACAUCGCACUUAUUAAUGGAACCACGGGAGAACUCAUCAAAACAGAUAUCUUUGACAUGUAUUCUGGAGAUAUUAAACAUUUGCUAAAUUUUAUGAAAGGAAUCAGCAAAGGCACCCUUAUGCUCCUUGCCUCUUAUGAUGACCCAGCAACAAAGCUAAAUGAUGAAGCCCGGAAGUUAUUUUCUGAUUUAGGAAGCAAAUACGCUUCACAGAUGAGUUUUCGAGACAACUGGAUAUUCCUUGGUGGGAGCGGACUCAAAGCCAAAAGUCCAUUUGAACAGGUGCGUUGUGGUAACAAUUACUAUAAUCCCAAGUGAUCUUAUAUGGUUACU